CGCCCCGUGAAGAGGAGGGCGAAGACUCCAUCCGCCAUGUUGGAUGCCGCAGAUUCGCCAUAACCUCGCCGGCUCUUUUCUUAAAAAAAUAAAAAAAGCAAAGCAUCAGCGGGGCGCCUCGCCUUCGCGGUCGGCGCGGGAGGGGGCCCGGAAGGGCCCGAGGCUUUUUUUUCCUCCGCGGUGGGGGCGUUGCCAUGGAGACGCGGGCGGCAGAAAACACAGCCAUCUUCAUGUGCAAAUGUUGUAACCUUUUCUCACCCAACCAGUCAGAGCUGCUGUCCCACGUUUCUGAGAAGCACACGGAAGAAGGGGUUAAUGUCGAUGAAAUCAUCAUUCCCCUCAGACCUCUGAGUACCCCUGAGCCCACCAACCCGAGCAGAAGCGGAGAUGAGUUUUCGGUCAUGAAGAGGAAGAGAGGCAGGCCCAAGGGCUCCACGAAGAAGCCCAGCGCGGAGGAGGAGCUGGCCGAGAGCACCGUGGGCCCGAGAGGGGACAGCCCGCCGGCCCCCGAGGAGGGCAGCGGCCCGGCCCCCGGCAGCCUGGAGUGCAGCAAGUGCUGUCGAAAGUUCUCCAACCCGCGCCAGCUGAGGAAGCACAUCUGCAUCAUUGUGCUGAAUUUGGACGAGGAGGAUGGAGAAGCAGGUGAUGAAUCUGAUCUCGAACUGGAAAGGAAGUAUAAGGAAGAUGAUCGAGAAAAGACCCCCAGGAGGCCGCGGACACAGAGGACAGAGAAAGUCCAGAAGAUCCCCUCAGGAAAGGAGGCCGGGCAGGUUUCCGGAGUGAAGAAACCCAUCAUAAGUGUGGUUUUAACGGCCCACGAAGCCAUUCCAGGUGCUACCAAGAUUGUUCCAGUGGAGGCCGGGCCCCCGGAGACAGGUGCUGCCAACCCCGAGGCUACCACGGCUGACCUGGUGCCUCGGAGAGGGUACCAGGAGUAUGCCAUUCAGCAGACACCGUACGAACAGCCCAUGAAGUCCAGCAGGCUCGGGCCCACCCAGCUCAAGAUCUUCACGUGUGAGUACUGCAACAAGGUCUUCAAGUUCAAGCACUCACUGCAGGCCCACCUGAGGAUCCACACCAACGAGAAGCCCUACAAGUGCCCGCAGUGCAGCUACGCCAGCGCCAUCAAGGCCAACCUCAACGUGCACCUGCGCAAGCACACCGGCGAGAAGUUCGCCUGCGACUACUGCUCCUUCACCUGCCUGAGCAAGGGGCACCUCAAGGUGCACAUCGAGCGCGUGCACAAGAAGAUCAAGCAGCACUGCCGCUUCUGCAAGAAGAAGUACUCGGACGUCAAGAACCUCAUCAAGCACAUCCGAGACGCACACGACCCGCAGGACAAGAAGGUCAAGGAGGCCCUGGACGAGCUCUGCCUCAUGACCAGGGAGGGCAAGCGGCAGCUGCUUUAUGACUGCCACAUCUGCGAGCGCAAGUUCAAGAACGAGCUGGACCGUGACCGCCACAUGCUGGUGCACGGGGACAAGUGGCCCUUUGCCUGCGAGCUCUGUGGCCACGGGGCCACCAAGUACCAGGCGCUGGAGCUGCACGUCAGGAAGCACCCCUUCGUGUACGUCUGUGCCAUAUGCCUCAAGAAGUUCGUCAGCUCCAUCCGGCUGCGUGCCCACAUCCGCGAGGCGCACGGGGCCGUGCAGGAGACCGGGGUCUUCACCAGCUCCAUCAACCAGAGCUUCUGCCUCCUGGAGCCUGGCGGGGACAUCCAGCCCGAAGCCCUGGGGGGCCAGCCGCUGGCAGAGGAGGAGUUGGUGUUCCAGGGGGUGACUGAGCCCAAGGGGGCGGCUGGCCCGGGAGACGCACAGCCUGGGGAGGGACGGAAGGAGCCGGAAGCCCCCAUGGAGGAGCCUGUCCCGCCUGUGCCCUUAGCCGCCCCCCAGGCCGAGAGCGCUGUCCUGCCGUCCUGCGAGCUGGAAGCCGCUGUGGACACUGCGGACCUUCAUUCCCACUCGGUGGCUUCCGAUGGGUUUUUGCUGAAGAACGAUCCCUCCUCUGCCGAGGCUUGUGCUGCUCCGGAGGAGACCGUGGGUGCCCCGUGCGGAGCCUCGUCCCAGACUCGGGGCCCAGAAGUCCCUAUGCUGCUGUCGGAGGCCAGAAGUGCAGAAGCAAACCAGGACACGCAGGGUGCCGAGAGCCCCCUGAGGGUGGGGCAGGAAGCAGCUGCACCCGCCCCCGAGGGACCAGACCCUGAUAGGUGCCUCAGGUCAAACCCAGAUGAGGCCUCGGACCCUGCUCUGGGAGCAGGUGGAGGGGACCUGGCCCUGCCCCCGUCUGACUCUUGCACACCUGCCUCUGAGCACCGGGCUGGCAUCAGCGCGUUCAUGAAGAUCCUGGACGGUUUGCAGAAGAGACGGAUGAACACCGGCUUGUGUGAGAGGAUCCGGAAGGUGUACGGGGACCUGGAGUGUGAAUACUGUGGCAAACUUUUUUGGUACCAGGUGCACUUUGACAUGCACGUGCGCACCCACACGCGGGAACACCUGUACCAUUGCUCCCAGUGCCAUUAUUCCUCCAUCACCAAAAACUGCCUUAAGCGCCAUGUCAUUCAGAAACACAGUAACAUCUUGCUGAAGUGUCCCACCGACGGCUGCGACUACAACACUCCCGACAAAUACAAGCUGCAGGCCCACCUGAAGGUCCACACGGAGCUGAGAGCACUGGAGGACAUAAUACGCUUUGGGUCGUGGAGCAGCGCUGGUCUGCACGGUGGACCUCGAGGCCGAGCCCUGCGCUCUGCCGGCCUGGCCACCUCCAGCGGACCGUCACCUGACAAAAGGAGUUACUCUUGUCCAGUGUGUGAAAAGUCUUUUUCAGAGGACCGAUUGAUAAAGUCGCAUAUCAAGACCAACCAUCCCGAGGUGUCCAUGAGCACUAUUUCUGAGGUGCUCGGGCGGAGGGUUCAGCUGAAAGGUCUGAUCGGGAAGCGAGCCAUGAAGUGCCCGUACUGCGAUUUCUAUUUCAUGAAGAAUGGCUCCGACCUUCAGCGUCAUAUCUGGGCUCAUGAAGGUGUGAAACCCUUCAAAUGUUCUUUGUGUGAGUACGCCACUCGCAGCAAGAGUAACCUCAAGGCUCAUAUGAAUCGUCACAGCACUGAGAAGACCCACCUGUGUGACAUGUGUGGCAAGAAAUUCAAAUCGAAAGGAACAUUGAAAAGUCACAAGCUCCUUCACACAGCUGACGGGAAGCAGUUCAAGUGCACGGUGUGUGACUACACGGCGGCCCAGAAGCCCCAGCUGCUGCGGCACAUGGAGCAGCACGCCUCCUUCAAGCCUUUCCGUUGUGCCCACUGCCACUACUCCUGUAACAUAUCCGGCUCUCUGAAGCGACACUACAACAGGAAGCACCCCAACGAGGAGUACGCCAACGUGGGCACCGGGGAGUUGGCGGCCGACGCGCUCAUCCAGCAAGGUGGUUUGAAGUGCCCUGUGUGCAGCUUCGUCUACGGUACCAAAUGGGAGUUCAACAGACACCUGAAGAACAAGCAUGGCCUGAAGUUGGUGGAAAAUGAAGGAGACCCCAAGUGGGAGCCAGCCACAGAAACCCCCGAGGAGCCCUCCACCCAGUACGUGCACAUCACGGAAGCCGAAGAGGACGUUCAGGGCACGCAGGCAGCCGUGGCCGCGCUCCAGGACCUGAGAUACACUUCGGAGAGCGGUGACCGCCUUGACCCCACGGCCAUGAACAUCCUCCAGCAAAUCAUAGAGCUGGGCACCGAGGCCCAUGAUGCCACUGCUGUGGCCUCUGUGGUCGCCAUGGCUCCAGGGACGGUGACAGUCGUGAAACAGGUGACAGAUGAGGAGCCCAGCUCCAACCACACGGUCAUGAUCCAGGAGACCCUCCAGCAGGCCUCUGUGGAGCUGGCCGAGCAGCACCACCUGGUGGUGUCCUCUGACGACGUGGAGGGCAUCGAGACGGUGACUGUCUACACUCAGGGCGGGGAGGCCUCGGAGUUCAUCGUCUACGUGCAGGAAGCCAUGCAGCCCAUGGAGGAGCAGGCCUUGGGGCCGCAGGCCCAGGAGCUCUAGAGGACAUGCAGCGUCAGAUGGGCACCAUGGAUGAGCGCUCUCCGUGGCUCCUCUGCCAUACCUGCCAGGCGGCCACAUGGGUGUCUUGUCCUACCUUGGGUGGGCAAGGCGAUUGGCAUCACCAGCAACACAGGGCCCCCACGUCCAGCACAAAUGCAUACCCCCCUCAUUCUGUAUCUUCUGCUUCUGGAAAGACUCUUGCAACCACCUUCCACAUGGCCCACAUUGCAUUGCCCCUUUGCUCGGAGAUUCGUGCAGGGACCCAGUCCCCAUCAGCAUCUGUCCCAAUUCAUACCCAACUCCUUGACCCUGUCCAGGUGCCGAACCUUCCUCUGGGACUGCUCUGCAGCCUGAUGAAAGGGAGCCAGCCAGCACAGAGAAAGUGACCUUACGGUUUUGAAUCACCUCCUGGGGGAAGAAGGGGAGGGGGUCCUGGCUUUAUCUACAAGAUUCUCCCCUCCCCACCCCCGAAUCAAGGGCACUUGUUACCGGGUACGGUAACCGCAAUUGAUGACCCUCCCACUCCCGUGACAGGUGGGGGCUUAGCUUAUGUCUUAGAAUUCUUUUGCUUAAAAAAAAAAAUGCACUUUGUACUAUUCCCCUCCCAUUCUAUGAGAUGUGGUGGGUAGAAUAAAACCGUUCUCUGCCUGA
This is a messenger RNA of Neogale vison (American mink), 4688 nucleotides long. It is a transcript of the gene ZFAT, whose product is annotated as zinc finger and AT-hook domain containing. Gene Ontology annotation, cellular component: nucleus. Gene Ontology annotation, molecular function: RNA polymerase II cis-regulatory region sequence-specific DNA binding; DNA-binding transcription factor activity, RNA polymerase II-specific. NCBI's taxonomy places the organism in Eukaryota, Metazoa, Chordata, Mammalia, Carnivora, Mustelidae. Gene Ontology annotation, biological process: regulation of DNA-templated transcription. The record is from RefSeq and is a predicted model, not a curated record. The transcript has 17 exons. The coding region runs from base 195 to 4037 and encodes 1280 amino acids.